Molecule: messenger RNA, 3536 nt
Organism: Dipodomys ordii (Ord's kangaroo rat)
Lineage: Eukaryota; Metazoa; Chordata; Mammalia; Rodentia; Heteromyidae
Gene: Rps6ka5
Product: ribosomal protein S6 kinase, 90kDa, polypeptide 5
Exons: 16
Biological process (GO): protein phosphorylation; intracellular signal transduction; regulation of DNA-templated transcription
Molecular function (GO): magnesium ion binding; ATP binding; protein serine/threonine kinase activity
Source: RefSeq, a predicted model, not a curated record
UCUCUAGCUAACUUGACAGGACAUGCAGAGAAGGUGGGGAUUGAAAAUUUUGAGCUCCUGAAGGUCCUAGGAACAGGAGCGUAUGGAAAAGUAUUCCUAGUUCGUAAAAUAAGUGGUCAUGAUGCUGGAAAGCUGUAUGCCAUGAAAGUUUUGAAAAAGGCAACAAUAGUUCAAAAGGCCAAAACUACAGAGCAUACAAGGACAGAACGGCAGGUUCUGGAGCACAUUAGGCAGUCACCAUUUUUGGUGACAUUGCACUAUGCUUUCCAGACAGAAACCAAGCUUCAUCUCAUUUUAGAUUAUAUAAAUGGUGGAGAGCUUUUUACUCAUCUUUCUCAAAGAGAGCGUUUCACAGAGCAUGAGGUGCAGAUCUAUAUCGGAGAGAUUGUGCUUGCCCUUGAACACCUGCACAAGUUGGGGAUUAUAUACCGUGACAUUAAGCUUGAGAAUAUUCUACUUGAUUCUAAUGGCCAUGUGGUACUGACAGAUUUUGGUCUGAGUAAGGAAUUUGUGGCUGAUGAAACUGAAAGAGCAUAUUCCUUUUGUGGAACUAUUGAAUACAUGGCACCAGAUAUUGUCAGAGGGGGAGAUUCGGGACAUGACAAGGCGGUUGACUGGUGGAGUCUAGGAGUUCUUAUGUAUGAACUGCUUACUGGAGCAUCUCCUUUUACUGUUGAUGGAGAGAAAAACUCCCAAGCUGAGAUAUCUCGGAGAAUAUUAAAAAGUGAGCCACCGUAUCCCCAAGAAAUGAGUGCUCUAGCUAAAGACCUCAUUCAGCAUCUUCUGAUGAAAGAUCCCAAGAAAAGGCUGGGAUGUGGCCCAAGGGAUGCAGAUGAAAUCAAAGAACACCUCUUUUUUCAGAAAAUAAACUGGGAUGACUUAGCUGCUAAAAAAGUGCCUGCACCAUUUAAGCCAGUCAUCCGAGAUGAAUUAGAUGUGAGCAACUUUGCUGAAGAGUUUACAGAAAUGGACCCUACCUAUUCUCCGGCUGCCCUGCCCCAGAGCUCUGAGAGGCUGUUUCAGGGUUACUCCUUUGUUGCUCCUUCUAUCCUCUUCAAGCGUAAUGCAGCUGUCAUAGACCCCCUCCAGUUUCACAUGGGAGUGGAACGUCCUGGAGUGACAACCGUUGCCAGGAGUGCCAUGACAAAGGACUCUCCAUUCUAUCAGCACUAUGACCUAGAUCUAAAGGACAAACCACUUGGUGAAGGAAGCUUUUCCAUCUGUCGAAAGUGCAUACACAAAAAAAGUAACCAGGCAUUUGCAGUCAAGAUAAUCAGUAAAAGGAUGGAAGCCAAUACCCAGAAAGAAAUAACGGCUCUGAAACUGUGUGAAGGCCACCCCAAUAUUGUGAAGCUGCAUGAGAUUUUUCAUGAUCAGCUUCAUACAUUUCUAGUGAUGGAACUUCUAAAUGGAGGAGAACUGUUUGAGCGCAUCAAGAAAAAGAAACAUUUCAGCGAGACUGAAGCCAGCUAUAUCAUGCGGAAGCUCGUUUCCGCUGUAAGCCAUAUGCACGACGUUGGAGUGGUACACAGAGAUCUGAAACCCGAGAAUUUACUGUUCACAGAUGAAAAUGAUAAUUUGGAAAUUAAAGUAAUUGAUUUCGGGUUUGCACGUCUCAAGCCACCUGACAAUCAACCCCUUAAGACUCCGUGCUUCACCCUUCAUUACGCGGCCCCAGAGCUCCUGAAUCAUAACGGCUAUGAUGAGUCCUGUGACCUGUGGAGCUUGGGUGUCAUUUUGUAUACAAUGUUGUCGGGGCAGGUUCCAUUCCAGUCUCAUGACAGAAGUCUGACAUGCACUAGCGCAGUGGAAAUCAUGAAGAAAAUUAAAAAGGGAGACUUCUCCUUUGAAGGAGAAGCCUGGAAGAAUGUAUCCCAAGAGGCAAAAGAUCUGAUCCAAGGACUUCUCACAGUUGAUCCAAAUAAAAGGCUUAAGAUGUCUGGCUUGAGAUAUAAUGAGUGGCUUCAGGAUGGCAGUCAGCUGUCCUCCAAUCCUCUGAUGACCCCAGACAUUCUGGGAUCUUCAGGAGCUGCGGUACACACUUGUGUGAAAGCAACCUUCCAUGCCUUUAACAAAUACAAGCGAGAAGGGUUUUGCCUUCAGAAUGUUGAUAAGGCCCCUUUGGCUAAGAGAAGGAAAAUGAAGAAGACGAGCACCAGUACCGAGACGCGCAGCAGCUCCAGUGAGAGCUCCCACUCCUCUUCCUCCCACUCUCAUGGCAAAACGACGCCCACCAAGACGCAGCCCAGCAACCCUGCCGACAGCGGGAACCCAGAGACGCUCUUCCAGUUCUCCGACUGAGCAGCCUAGGAGUGGUAGAAAUGGCGUGGCUGCCCCUCAGCAGGUGCCUGAGGUGCUGUUCUGUGCUUUAAAUGAUGUGUCCUGGUGGUCUCACUGGAAUCUGACUCAUAGUGAACUCUUUCAGGAAAACCCCAUUUGGUUGUCCAAAAGCACGGGACAGAGAGCGUUACUGUGAAUAGAGCACACAUGAGGCUUUUAGCCACCCAGCCCGGUGCCCAUAGAACUGUUCCUUAAACAGCUAAGGGCUCUAUGAAGUUAGGUAGGCACUGGUGAGGUUGGAGCUUUCAAAUGUCCACCAAUAAGACUCAAUGAUGCCUUUUUCUGUGCCUGGUAGAUUAGCUGGAUUUUUAUGCGCUUUUCACCCUUUGGAUGGUGAUAUUUAUCAGAAAAAAAUAGUCUGUUUUCAAAAGAGUGUAAUGAAUGUUAUUUGUGGCUUAUACUUAUUUCUUGAGAGAGAAUUUUAACUUAUUGUUUUAUUUUAUGGCUAUAUAUGAUGAUAACCUGCUAUUGUUAAUCUUUUUUUGUUUGUAAAAUGUUAAAAGGACAUAUGAACUUCAAGUGUCAUGCUGUGCAUUUGGGUCUGAGAUGCAUGCCCAGCUUUAUGGUUUUCAUUUUGCACUGCUCUUUCCUGGCAGUUUGUUUUCACGGUUUUUGCAGAAUAUUAAGGUACAUGUCUCUCUGUUUUAAAAUAAUAUGGCACUUUAUACAAGUGUGGCUAAAGCAAUCCAUUUUAUAAAGUGCACUGUUUUAAGUAUAUGUACUGUAUGUUUGCCAUUUUUCUAUAAAGUACUUUAAAUUUGUCCUCACAUCCCUCCUCUGCUUUGUGCACAAGUAGAAUGGGUGUGUGCGUUGUGUAAAUGAGUCAUUAGUCACUUAUGCACCAAUAUGAAGAAAAUCUAAAGGGAAAUCUGCUCAACACUGUGCUUCAUAUCUGUACACUGUGUUGUACUACAGCGGGUACUUCCUCCUGUGGUCGUAUAUUAUGUACAUAAUAUUUUAGAAUCACACCUAUGACUUGUUUUUGAAAUUUUUCAGUUAAAUUUUAAAUCCAGAAAGCAUAUUUUAUAAACUAAUGCAGAGCACUAUUUUAUUGCUCAGAAAUUCUGAAUUCAUAUUUAAAAAAAAACAAGUGCUAUGCGAUGAAUACAUUUCAUGGAAAGACUGCUGCAUUUUAAAAUACAAUUAAUGAAUUCCCUAUGCAAAAAAAUGAAGUGAUAGGAUUGUAUGUUAUUUUU